CUGAAAUGUCAACCACGUUCCGGUUACAGUCGUUUGAAGCUUCGUAUUUAUAUAACUCAUUCGCUUGAACGGUAACCUGCAACAGUCGCUUGAAGCUUCUUAUUUAUAUAAUUGUAAUAUGCAGCGACCCGUUUCUCAUCAUUUUAUGUAACUUCAAUACCUCCAAGAAACCAAAGCAAGAAGCUCUGUUAUCUCAAAGAUUCUAAGAGCAAAGCAAUCUUCCAAAAUAGCCACAAUCAGGCAACAACUGUGCUUUCUAGCCAUGGCAGACGAAUUCAAUACGACUACCAACUGGUGGGAUUCUUCCAGAACCCGGUUUGAUAACAGCGGAUCUUCUUCUUCGUCUUCAGGUCUCAAUAGCUUGGGGAGCUUCGGAUGGCCAACUGAAAUGGUGGAUAUUAAAGCUAGAACCUCUACAGAUUCUUCUGUUUCUGGUAGUUCCUUGGUCUUUCAAGACACCCAAAAGCUGCAACAACCCCCUCAGGAUUCUACUUCUGCCGCCGCUGGUGGUGUUGCCGACUUGCAUAUGGUGGGUUUAGGCCUCUCUUCGCCUUCCAUGGAGUGGAAUCAAACCUUACUUCGGGGUGAUAAAUCUGAAAACAGUUUUCGAUCCAUACUGCAAGAGAACUUGAAUUCGAGUGCAAAUUAUCAGCAAGAAACCGGGCUGGGAUCGUCUCAAGUUCAUUGGAGAUCGGAGAAAUUGUUUUCCGGGGUGAGUGGAGACUCAUCAGUGAAUGAAUUCAAGCAAAUCAAUAGAGGCUUUUCAUUAGAUCAUCAACCUCAGUUUAGUCCUCACGGCGGCAGCUCCAGUGACAGCACCGUCACAUGUCAAGGUUUGCCGUCAAGUUUCCAAAUCGAUUCAUCUGCUUUGUACGGCAGUCCUUCCACUAUUUUACAAGGAAUAUUAGGAGCGCCAGAGAAUAAUGAUAAUAAUAAUAAUCAGCCACAUCAAUCUUCCAUGAAUUAUCAAUACGGCGGAGCAAGUAGCUACGGCAAUGAGCUAGUUCCUUCAUGGUCCAAAGUUCCUCAAUUCCUAAGAACUUCACCGCCGAAACAGCCGCCGCAACACAGCCACUUACACUUCUCCAAUAACGCUCCAUACUGGAACGCUUCCGCCGCCUCCAUGAACGAUGUUCGAUCUUCAGGCUUUUUCCCAUCGUUGCAAACCCCAUAUGCAACACAAAACUACGAGGAAAAACCAAAGCAUGCUAUAUCUGAAGCUCGGGAGCCAAGUACGGCGGUGAAGAAAAGCAACAGUGGAAGCGAAGCGGCAUCGAAGAGGCCUCGAAACGAAACGGCAUCUGCUAUGCCGGCUUUUAAGGUGAGGAAAGAGAAGAUGGGGGACAGAAUCACUGCACUGCAACAAUUGGUUUCACCUUUCGGAAAGACUGACACAGCCUCAGUGCUAUCUGAAGCCAUUGAAUACAUCAAGUUCCUCCAUGAACAAGUCAGUAUUUUAAGUACUCCAUACAUGAAAAGUGGAGCUCCUAGUAUUCAACACCAACAGAAUUCUGAGAAGUCUAAGGACAGUGAAGGACCAAAACAAGAUCUUCGAAGCCGGGGACUAUGUCUAGUACCAGUUUCAAGUACAUUUCCAGUGGCACAUGAGACCACAGUUGAUUUUUGGACACCCGCAUUUGGAGGAACAUUCAGAUAGAGGAAUAAAAAUUUGUCUUCGCCAGCACGUAAACAUCUUGCCAAAGUUUAACCCUAGCCAAGCCAAGCCUAGAAUGGGGAUUAUUGAUAAGAGAUUUUACAUAUGAUUUUAAUUAUGAAGAAGUUAAUUAGUGAAAGCAAGCAAAGAAGCACAAGAAGCUGAUCUUCUCAAGAGAAUUAAAGUUUCUAGUCGAGGAUGGAAAUGGAUUAAUUGUAGAAAGAAACUGUAAAAGAGAAACCCAAAAAAAAAAAGAUCCCUCAAAGGACUUGUUGGGGCAACUUCAAGGCAAAAUGAUGUAAGUUUGCCCAAUAUUUGGGGCGAUUGGGGGGUAUAUUAAUUGUUGUAAUAAUUGAAGAAUUAUGAUGAAUUUAAGGUUGGUAAUGGGGGCAUGAGAUCAAUCUUUAGGUUCUGAUUUUAGGAAGACAAAGUUGUUCAGUGAAAUCACAUUAAUUUGUAAUGUAGCAGUUGAUGAUCAUUAAGCUUAAUAAAUAAACUAAUUGGUAGAUUAAUUAAA
Messenger RNA from Mangifera indica (mango), 2171 nucleotides. Its product is annotated as transcription factor bHLH123-like. The transcript is spliced from 7 exons. Gene Ontology annotation, cellular component: nucleus. The record is from RefSeq and is a predicted model, not a curated record. The coding region runs from base 263 to 1657 and encodes 464 amino acids. Gene Ontology annotation, biological process: regulation of transcription by RNA polymerase II. Lineage: Eukaryota; Viridiplantae; Streptophyta; Magnoliopsida; Sapindales; Anacardiaceae. Gene Ontology annotation, molecular function: RNA polymerase II cis-regulatory region sequence-specific DNA binding; protein dimerization activity; DNA-binding transcription factor activity, RNA polymerase II-specific.